AUGUCAGAAUUUAACCCCGGCGAAUUUAUGGUGGAACCAACCAUAGAAAAUUUUAAUAGCCUGCGUAAAGAUAACCUAGUUACGCUAGCCAAGCAUUUAGGGCUAGAAAUAAGAAGUGCCUUCAGAAAACGCGAAGUAUACGAUUUAAUCAAGGAACAUUUUGUUAAAGAAAAAACAUUCGAACAGUCUGUUUUCAUGGAACAAAGUAUAAAUACAGUAGAAAAUACACAGAUUAGUGAAGAUAGUGAAAUAAGCGAGAAAGACAGACAGUGGCAGAGAGAGCAUGAGAAAGUUUUGUGGGAAAGAGAACGAGAGAAACGCGAGUGGGAAAGAGAAAGAAUAGAGAAAGAAAGAGAGUUUAGAUUGAGGGAACAGGAAUUAGAGUUAAGAAAAUUGGAAUUAGAGGUUCAGGCAAAAGGGCAAAAUCUUAGAGUUAAGUCGGGUCAAAAAUUUGACGUGACCAAGCAUGUCCGAAUGGUUCCACCCUUCCAGGAACGGGAAGUAGACCAAUAUUUCCUACAUUUCGAAAAAAUUGCCACAAAUUGUGAGUGGCCAAAAGACAGCUGGACGAUGCUGUUACAAAGUGUAUUAGUUGGUAAAGCUCGUGAAAUUUUUUCGCAACUUUCAGUAGAAUUAUCAGCUAAUUAUGAUACGGUAAAGGAACUUAUCCUUAAUGGCUACGAGUUGGUCCCAGAGGCAUACCGCCAAAAAUUUCGAAACUUGGAAAAAACUGACCACAAAACAUAUGUCCAAUUCGCCCAAGUAAAAGAACAGUUGUUUGACCGAUGGUGCUUAUCUGAGAAAAUCAAUAAAGAAUACAAAAAUUUGCGGGAACUGAUUUUAAUUGAGGAAUUCAAACGUUGCGUUAACCCCGAAGUCCGCACAUUUAUAAAUGAACAAAAACCUGACAGUUUCAUUGCAGCGGCCCGUUUGGCAGACGAUUUCGCGUUGACUCACAAGACCACAUUUGAAAAGAAGUCACAACCAAAUAAUUUUGACAACAGACACACACCGGCCAGAAAAUAUCCGCACGAUAACCGGGGAAAAUAUGACCCCAGAGCAUCACGCGACACGACUAAUCCAAGUUGGCGACGACCGCCACAAAAUUUCCAGCCGAAUAAAACGUCGGAAUUUCCGAACAAACGAAAUAAUUUUCCUUUCAGUACCAUCACUUGUGGCUAUUGUAAGCGUAAAGGACAUACGAUGUCAGAUUGCUACAGAAAUCCACAAAAUCAAACAAAACCAACCGGCAUUGUUUCAACACCGGAUAACAACACAACAUCUGUUUCUGAUAGUAAUAAUGCUAGUGAUACUCAAGAGGAUUUGAUAGAGGUCAAAGCCAAUGCUGACCCUAUAAUGAAAGUAUUUGAACCAUUUGUAAAUGCGGCUAGUGUUUCACUUUUGAACAAUCCAACACAACGUAUUCCAGUUCAAGUAUUACGCGAUACUGGAGCGUCUCAAUCUUUAAUACUGACAAACACAUUGCCAUUUUCUGCGGAAUCAUAUUCCGGAAACAAUGUUUUGAUAAAAGGAGUUCACUCCAGCGAUUAUAGUUCAGUUCCUUUGCACAACAUUCGACUGCACUCAGAUUUAGUCUCCGGAGAUGUUUCGACAGGUAUCAUCGAUACAUUGCCUUUCGAUGGAAUACAAUUGUUAUUAGGUAACGAUCUUGCGGGUGAAAAAGUGACAGUCAAUCCAAUAGUGACAAACAAACCAUGCUCAACAUCAAUUUCCGACGUCAUUGAACAAGAAAUUCCAAAUUUAUAUCCAUCGUGUGCGGUCACAAGAGCAAUGGUAAAACAACAAGAAUUAGAGAAUAAUAAAAGAGGUGACCUUGAUUCAUCCUAUGAUUUGUCCGAUACUUUUCUUACACAGUUAUUUGAUAGUGGCCCUAAAACAACACAGAUUACGAAAAACGAUGCGAUAGACACAAAAAGCUUGUCAACAUCUAAUCUCAUUCACGAGCGAAAUAAUGAUCCCGAAAUAGCUAUUCUAAUUCAACAAGCUUUCGAUGAAAAAGAAAUUUCAGACCAGGCAAUGGGAUACUUUAUCAAAAACGAUAUUUUAAUGCGGAAAUGGCGACCACCUGAUGUUAGUGUUGAUGAUGAAUGGUCAGUUCGAUACCAAAUUGUUAUCCCAAAACCUUACCGUGAAGAAGUCUUACGUUUAGCACACGAAACACCCCUUUCAGGACAUCUGGGAAUAAACAAAACCUAUGAGAAAAUCAUACGACAUUUUUAUUGGCCUGGAGUUCGAAAAACCGUGGCAGAAUUCUGCAAAACAUGCCACACUUGUCAAGUAGUCGGCAAACCAAAUCAAGUUAUCCCAAAAGCACCGCUAAAACCAAUUCCGGCUUUUGAAGAACCAUUUAGCCGUAUUAUGAUUGAUUGCGUCGGACCAUUACCUAAAACUAAGCGAGGUAAUCAAUAUUUAUUGACAAUUAUGUGUGUUUCGACAAGUUUUCCUGAAGCAAUACCACUUCGAAAUAUCAAGGCUAAAACCAUUGUAGAAGCACUUACAAAGUUUUUCACUUUAGUUGGUCUUCCAAAAUCCAUCCAGUCUGACCAAGGUUCGAAUUUCACGUCAGGGUUGUUUCAACAAAUUAUGCACGAACUAGGUAUUAAACAAUACACCUCGUCAGCUUAUCACCCGGAAAGUCAAGGCGCUCUGGAAAGGUUUCACCAAACAUUGAAGCAAAUGAUUACGACAUAUUGUUUUGAAACUGAGAAAGAUUGGGACGACGGCGUCCAUUUCCUUUUGUUCGCGGCUCGUGAGUCAGUUCAAGAAUCAUUAGGGUUUAGUCCAUUUGAGUUAGUUUUCGGUCACACGGUUCGGGGACCGCUCAAGCUUUUAAAGGAAAAGUUGCUUACCGACGACGGUGGUUCAUUGAAUAUUUUACAGUAUGUAACGGACUUUCGUACCAAAUUAACUAAGGCUUGUGACCUAGCACGUAAGAACCUUAAAAUAGCUCAAAAUCGCAUGAAGCACAGUUACGACAAAAACACCGUAACUCGGAAUUUUCAGAACGGAGAUAAGGUUCUUGCACUUCUUCCGGUUCCUGGAAACCCCUUGCAAGCUAGGUAUUUUGGGCCCUAUGUUAUAGAAAAGAAAGAGAAUGAUUUAAACUAUAUAAUCAUAACUCCAAAUAGACGUCGAAAGAAACAGCUUUGCCAUGUAAAUAUGCUUAAAGCAUAUCACGAAAGAAAGAAAGUAGUACAGUCAGUAAAUGUAGUGAGUUCAGAUAGAGAUAGGUAUAGCAAUGAGGAUGAAUCUGAACUCUCUAGUUUGUCUGAGACAACAAAAUUGAGCAACUCCGACGUUUUACGAAAUAUGGAUUCGAAGUUAUCUCAUCUUCAACCAUCUCAACGUCAGGAUGUUCUAGACCUUGUUAAUGAAUAUGCACAAUUAUUCCCCGACAUUCCUUCUCGAACUGACAUGAUUUCCCACGAC
Molecule: messenger RNA, 3450 nt
Organism: Paramuricea clavata
Lineage: Eukaryota; Metazoa; Cnidaria; Anthozoa; Malacalcyonacea; Plexauridae
Source: the annotation of a GenBank genome assembly